AAUCAUCCAGGUCAACAGCAGGUUCAACACAGCUCCUUCCGGCCCCUCCCCUGGGGAGCUGGACCGAGUGGGACGGAAGUGGGCCAGGGCUUCCUUUGUGAGGAUGAUGCUAAGCCCCCCGCCUCAUCCAUCGCUGGGCCACUUUUCAGACUCCUCCCUUUGCAUACGUCCUUGUCACGUAACCCUUGUCACAGCCCUGUGACACGGACACUGACUCCACUUUUUAGGUGGGGGAAUUGAGGUUAGGAGAGUUGAAGAACUGACCUACGGUUCCACAACUUCAAAAGUGAAGGUACCGGAUUGUUUUUUUAAAGAUCUAUUUAUUUAUUUGAAAGGCAGAGUUACAGAGAGAGGGAGAAAAAGAUCUUCUAUCUGUUGGUUCACUUCCCAAACUAGGGCGGGGCCAGGCCAAAGCCAAGAGCCAGGAGCUUCUUCUGGGUCUCCCACAUGGGUGCAGGGGCCCAAGCACUUGGGCAGCCUUCUGAUGCUUUCCCAGGCGCAUUAGCAGGGAGCUGGAUUGGGAACCAAGCAGCCAGGAUUCGAACUGGCACUCAUACAGGAUGCUGAUGUCACAGGCAGCUACUUAAACCACUGCACCAUAACCCAGAGAGCCAGGAUUUUAACCAAGUCUGGUUACAAGCCGCCUCCUUACAUUUUGUGGAUAGUAAAUUCUGUAUAAACGUUAAUUAUUCAUUUGUUACUUAGUUCUACUAAUUUCAUUGAGAGUUAACGAUGGCAAGGCCAGAGAAUUUACUUACCACUCACCCGCAACCAACAACAGCACAUCUAAGAAAAAACUGAGAGCCUGCUGCUCGAGUAUGUUCCAAAGACAAACUCAUGGACCUCUUGCAAAUAAGAUGUGACCCUACAUCCAAAUGUUUAUUUAACUCGCUAAUUCAGAUUGGAACAAAUAAGAUGUUCAAACCAGUUCAAAUGGAAGGUUUUAUUCUCUUGAAACAAAAUUUGUCUGAUUCUAUCAGGAAGCAUUUUUAUUACUGGGUUGGGCACACAGCUGUAGCAGCUGGCUAAGCCUUCAAGGAGAGAGUUCCAUGCUGAUGAGCCCUUAUACCCCCUGCAUCCCUGCUGCUGUGAUCUCUGUUCAGGGCUGUUGAGCAAGCGUUGCACCACUGAGUAGAGAGCCUGCCCGACACCCAUGCGGCACACAGUUCUGUCCACCGGACUGCUUCCUCUGCAGCAGAGAAUGCCCCCUUUGGUGGGAAUCCCAUGGGACAUGAAUAUCUUCACAGUUUAUGCCCAUGAGAGGGGCCCAGCCACAAACAAGAUUUCCUGGUCCCCAAGCUUUCAAACCUGUUCUGUUCAAGGCCCUGACCUUCCAAUAGCUGCCCAUGGAUCCAUGUAAAGCUGUACUCUCGCCCUCUCUCCAUGCACAGUGGACAAGCGAAAAUAUGGCUUGACUUUCUGCCCACAAGAAGGAGUGGUGGGCAUCUGUACGAUGCCCACAUCAUACAGACCCACUUGUAACGCAGGCUUGAGUUUUUCUGUCUCAGCCAAGUGUCAUAAGCAACAUCCUGAGACCAUAGGCAUGGGCACGGGAGGCAAAGCCACAGAAAUGGUGUGGAAGGAUCUGAGACUCCUGCUCGUAUGAUUCGCUUGCACUUCCCGGGCUUCCUGCGUUCCAGCUCUAAUACACCAUUCCCAUUCGAUGAAGGAUUGGUGCUGUGCACAUUCCAACUCUAUGGCAAGGUGGGUCAGACAGCCUCUAGUUCGUGGCAGACACUCAAGCUGUGUGGUCGCCUGAUAGCCCGUGGUCAGGCCAUCAGCUCCCACCAUGACCCAGGAGCAAGCCAGAGCCUGCCUCUCAGAGAACGGUUAUGUUCAGAGCAGGCUUUGACUAGCUUCAGAAUGCGACAUCAUUCUUCCUAUGAGUGCUUGCCAGCCUGCUUCCUGUAGCAGUACCUGACACUUCAUGUGCCAUUGGAGCCAUGGGAUCCUACGACCCAAGGGUAGAGCAGCUUUCGGCAUCAGCUGCUGCAGGCAGAGCAAACUGAGACACCUUCCAUGUGCUGAGCCUCUCUUCGUGUAGUUGCUCAGGCUAAGAGGGAUAUCUCAACGUACUCCAGGCCCCUGAACACCCGGCAAUGUCACAGUACCAAUUCUGUAUCAGUCUGGGUCCACGCACGAGAAAGAAGCCAUGGAGUCAUAUGAACAGAGGAAGUUUAACAUAAGAAGUGUUUACAGGGCUGGCACUGUGGUGUAGCAGGUAAAGACACCACCUGUGACACCGGCAUCCCAUAUAGGCGCCAGUUCAAGUCCUGGCUGCUCCACUUCCAAUCCAGCUCCCUGCUAAUAGCUUUGGGAAAGCGGUGGAAGAUGACCCAAGUCCUUGGGCCCCUGCACCCACGUGGGAGGCCCAGAUGAAGCUCCUGGCUUUGCCCUAGCCCAGCCCUGGCCAUUACAGCCAUCUGAGGGGAGAACCAGAUGAUGGAAGAUAUGUCUCUCUCUUUUUUAUUUAAAUAAAUAAAUCUUUUCUUUAAAGAAAGUGUUUACUAUAGCAGGGGAUUGUAAUGAGGGGCUGAACAGCAAAGUGUGAAGAGAACUCUAAGAUAUGCAGGAACGGUAGUAUAAGGAGGAGCCACUGCCCUAGAACUGGAUUGCCCUUCCUCUUCUAUUAUGGUGAGAAUGAAACUCUACUGUGAUGGCACAUCCCUUUGUCUCCACCCACCACUUGACUGUAAGGCCCUUGAGAACACAGCCUGUUCUCCCUUCUGUCUCCAGUGCUAACAAAGGAGGCCUAGCACCCCGAAGACUCCGACUAAAUGUGAGUGAAUGAAGGAACACAGCACCCGGAGAACUCCCCUGUCUGCUGCCGCUUGUACCACAUCCAGAUCAACGCAUCUCCAACACACCUGGAUGCUUCUGUUGGGACGUCAUCUAGAGAUGACGAAUAACUGUGGCCAGGGCCUCAAGGCAGGGCUGUGAGGAACCCUUGUCAACUUCGCCUUAAGAGGAGCGGUGGGGGGAGGGGAGGUAUUCGGUGCAGGGGUUAAGAUGCAGCUUGGGACACCCACACUGGUACUGGAGUGCCUGGGUUCCAGUUCCGGCUCCACUUCCGCUUCCAGCUUCCUGCUGAUUCAUGCCCUGAGAGGUAACAGGUGAUGGCUUAUGUGUUUUGCUCCCUGACACUCAUGUGGGAGACACGGAUUAAGUUCCUGGCUGCUGACUUCUGCCUGCAUUGUGGGCAACUGGGAAGUGAACCAGCAGGUGCAAGGUCUUUCUGCCUUUUAAGUAAACUUUUUAAAAAUUAUUUUACAAAAGCAGUCUAAAGCCGGGCUCAACUUGAUUGUCCCUUAGAGUCUAAGGCCCCAGGCCCAGAGCUGAAUAAUAAGCCCAAGUCUCACACUGCGCCUGAUUGCUACACGACACAGGUGAACACGCGAAAGGCUGGGCCUCGCCCUCCGGACUAUAACAGGUGCAGCUGGGAGUCCCAUCAAAGCCUCCUCUCCCGACCUUGAAAAACAAGGGCUGGGCGGGAAGUGGAGGCCCCAGCGGAGGCUGGCCAUGGCAGACGCUUUGGAGGAGCGCACUGCGCGCCUGCUCACCGACUACCUGGAGUGCUGCGCCCGCGAGCCCGGCACCCCUGAGCCGCAGCCGUCCACGCCCGAGGCGGCUGUGCUGCGCUGUGCGGCCACGCAGCUUCAGCGGGUCCACUGGCCCUUCUUCUCCGUCUACCGCGGCUACCCCGGCAACCGCAUCGAGCUGGCGGCGCGCGUGGCGGAGGCCGUGCUCUCCGACGGCCACGACCUCAGCUGGGGCCGCGUGGUGACGCUCGUGACCUUCGCCGGGACGCUUCUGGACAGAGGGCCGCCGGUGACCACCCAGCGGGUGAGGAGGAAUGAAAUCGCCCGGGACUGCCAGCGCUUGGUGGCCUUGCUGUGCGCUCGCCUCGCAGGGCAGCACCGCGCCUGGCUGCAGGCUCAAGGCGGCUGGGAUGGCUUUUGUGUCUUCUACCGGACUCCCUUACCGCUGACCUUCUGGAGAAGACUGCUGCUCCGCACUUUUCUGUCCUGCUUUGUAGCUACAGCCUUACUCUUCGCCUGGACGCGCGUGUAUCGUGAGUUGUAAACUUUUCUACUUGCCCAACUGUGGCCAACUGAGUGAUGGCUGAAGAUGUGAGAACGAGGCGAGCACCUUCCUGAGACAUGGUGGAUUCCACGAAUACAAGGAGCCCUGGGGCCACGGUGUAGUCUGUGGCUUAACCCAUGGCAAGAACUCGGAGGUCUUAGGACAAGGACACAAAUGGUUCUUAGAGUGAAGGAAAUGGGGAUUCCAGAGGCUCACUGCUCCAGAGAAUUUCAGAACAGACUGCAUUCCAUCCAGUAGAAGAGAGGGUGCUAUUGCUGUGUGUUGGAUAAGAGGGAGCUCAAGCCUGUGGCAUUUCUCUGUGAUUUUAUGUGCUGCUGCUGACUGACUUUGCAGGACCAUGGUUCAGGGUCAAGAUGAUCUCCCAAGGCAGUCUGGGUCCCAAUUAACAAGGACUAUAACGUAAAACCUUUUAUAAGGAAUUCUUUGAAAUCAAAUUCCUGGGACUUGAAAUAGGUUUUAUAUAAUUAAUAUAUUAACUUUUAUGACCCUAAUAAAUUUUUAAUAAAUUUAUAUCUUUUUUAAAAAUGG
Messenger RNA from Oryctolagus cuniculus (rabbit), 4632 nucleotides. RefSeq names its product BCL2 like 10 (gene BCL2L10). Gene Ontology annotation, cellular component: mitochondrial outer membrane. Lineage: Eukaryota; Metazoa; Chordata; Mammalia; Lagomorpha; Leporidae. Gene Ontology annotation, molecular function: BH domain binding. Gene Ontology annotation, biological process: regulation of apoptotic process; extrinsic apoptotic signaling pathway in absence of ligand; intrinsic apoptotic signaling pathway in response to DNA damage. The record is from RefSeq and is a predicted model, not a curated record.